This is a messenger RNA of Bemisia tabaci, 1579 nucleotides long. Lineage: Eukaryota; Metazoa; Arthropoda; Insecta; Hemiptera; Aleyrodidae. The record is from RefSeq and is a predicted model, not a curated record.
ACCCUGUUUUCUCAUACAUUCUUGCGUUAAAUUUAGGGUAUUUGGCAACGCCGUCGGGCCUAAACGGCUCGGCAGGAGUGGCCUCAAUCUAGGUCAAAUUUUAUGUCGUAAAAAUAUUAUUUUCCGUCCAUCCCCCGCAAGCCCAGGUAGAAUUUUCAAAUGUUUCGAGCUGUUCUACCCUAUGAACUUUCCAGUAUUAACGUUUCGACCCAUAGUGCUAUGUCCUCUUUGUCAUGCUGCCUAGUAGAUCCGUCGUUAAUUUGUUAAUUUUUGCAGAUUAAACGAUGUUCUUAGUUUCCUCGGAAUCCACCAAAAAUGUUCGGGAUUUCACUUGUAGUCUCUCAUUAAUUUUGCUCGAAGGUUUCGAAGUGAUUCAACAAAAGUGAAUGGCUCCAGUUGGCCCGCGUUUUCUCGCGACUCAACAGCAUUUUCAAGUCUUCCUAUGGAGAGGCCUGCUUCCAUUUCAUCCAGUGCCAAACAACCAAAAUCAGAUGAAGAGAAUGACGAGGAGGACUACUCUGCGAGCGCGAGCGCCAUCAUCAGUCGAGUCUCGGCCGGGGGCAGACGUCGCGCCGCCAAUCGACGGGCGUCCUCCCACUCCCCCGAGUUCGGUCUCCCAUCGUGCAACAGGCGCAGAUCAUCCGUUUUCACCACCAGUUCCGCCGAGACGGGUGUUUCAGCGGAGGAGGGUACGGGAACUGGGAUGGGAGCGGAGGCGGGGGUGGGAGCAGAGACGUCGCAGGAGCAAAUGUACGAGAACAUGCGGCUCCACAAGGAGGUGCUCAACGGAGUCCGACUCCAGCCGUGGCCGAUGCGCCGCAAACUCUGGCUCGUCAAACAGGCCAAGCUCUUCCUGAGCAAGCACGAGGGCCAGCUCCAAGAAAGACUCGCUCAAAGCAAGAGGACUAAGGAUCUCUUAGCUCGCUUCAAUAUCUUUUUUACUAAGCAAUGGCAAAAUUCCAAACGAGAAUUAGCAAACUUAAUGAAUAUUUUAAUACCGUGGGAGCUGCGAAUCAAGGAAAUAGAGUCCCAUUUUGGGUCUGCUGUCGCAUCAUAUUUCACUUUUUUACGGUGGCUUUUCUGGGUCAAUCUAGUCAUAUCGAUUCUUCUAAUAGCUUUCGUCGCAGUACCUGAGGUCGUGCUCGUGAACCAUCGAAAUACAGAUACUUCAGAGCGUAAAACGAUGCUGCCCGAGGAGGAGGCUAACUCAACCUCCUUCGAAACACUUUGGAAUUUUGAGGGGGUUCUUAAGUAUUCUCCCCUUUUCUAUGGUUAUUACUCCAAUCGUGACGAGGACACACAACAAGGGUACAGACUACCUAUGGCCUAUUUUUUGACCGGAAUCGGGGUCUACGUUUACAGUUUUAUCGCAACUCUUCGAAGGAUGGCAGUCAACUCACGGCAAAGCAAAUUGUCCGAGAAAGAGGAUGAGUGCGUCUUCACAUGGAAACUGUUCACCGGUUGGGACUAUAUGAUAGGCAACGCCGAGACCGCUCACAAUCGCACUUCCUCAAUCAUCCUUAGUUUCAAAGAGGCUCUCUUGGAGGAAGCUGAGAAGAAACGUGAGGAUUUGAGAUGA